UUUCCAUGCACCCUGGGUGCAGUCACUGUUUAAGAUCCGCUCUAGCAUUGCCAUUGCUGUAACUAUGAAGAUCCAGAUUUUGUGUCUGUUUCUGUUGCUGGGUUUUAUGUCCACGUCUUCAGAAAAAACGGUGUACAGAGUCACCACGAGAUUGGAUAAACCUUUUAUAACACUAAAGGAUGGAAAUCCCUCAGAAUUUCAAGGACUCAUCCCCGAUUUGUUGAAGAGGAUAGAACCAAUUCUUGGUGUUACCUUUGACAUAAAACAUGUACGAGAUAACAAGUAUGGUCAUCAGGAUAAGGAUGGAAACUGGACUGGUAUGAUAGGAGAGCUAAAGAAUGGGCAAGCAGAUAUUGCUGCAGCGCGCCUUACCGUGACGGCAGAGCGAGCAACCGUCGUCGACUUUUCGCAUCCCUUCAUGGAAUCAGGAAUGUCCAUUGUCCUUAAGCGACCCAGUGCGAGGGGAUGGCAGGCCAUAACGGGAUUUGUUUCCUUUCUGCAGCCCUUCACAACCGGAGUCUGGAUCUCCCUGCUCGUCUCCUGUGUAAUCAUGCCAAUUUUAUACGGCCUUAUUAUGCAUUUUGACCCCAUGGAAGAUGAAGCCGAUACGACAUUGCUGAAGAACAUCGCCAAAGCGGUUCCUGUUGUCUUCUACAGAUUCUGUUUACAAGGAAGUCUUGCGCCAUCCAAAUCUACCUCCAGGGCCUCGAGAGUGAUACUUGGCUUUUGGUCUUUGUUUCUUAUCAUUUUGUACGCCACCUGGGCAUCAGCCUUUGCUGUAUUCAUUAUGGAAGGGAAGCGACAACUUCCAGAGUCUCCGUUCCAUUCAUUUUCUGAGCUGUCGAAACAAUCAUCUGUGAAAUUUGGAACAAUUAAAGGAGGGUCCACUUAUAGAUACUUCACAAGCGCUGUGGAUAAGGUGGAUACCAGAAUUGGAGAACAUUUGAAAAACAAUCCAGAUCAAAUGGUCGGUAGUACAGCAGAGGGAAUAAGCAAAGUUCGAAACAGCAAUGGCUAUUAUGCGUUUAUCAUGGAAGAGCUAGAAGCUAGGCUACAUGCAGGAAAGUUGCCGUGUGAUCUAAUGCUUGUUCACCAUUCUUUUAUUCGUAGAUCAUUUUCUUUUGCAUGUUCCAAAAGCAACAGCAAAUGCAGAGAUCUAGAUGUCGCCAUCAUUCAACUGAAAACUGAUGGUGUGCUACAAGAAUUAACAGAUGAAUGGCUAAAUAAGGACAAGGUCUGUGAUACGGAUUUCGAUGACGAUUAUUUGCAGUACAUAAGGUCUUUUGACAGCACGAAAGAUGAGUCGGGGUAUCUUUUUAAGGGCAGUGCUCUGGGUAUGGAUAAAGUUGGAAGUGCAUAUAUUCUACUAGCCAUAGGAAUCGUUCUUUCUGUUUGUUUGUUGGUCUUCGACAUUUGUACGGAGAGAAGAGUUCAGAAGGCAGUGUCUAGAAGAGGAGGGACAGACAAACAGCCAUUUGAAGCCAUUGCAGAGGACUUGCAAUAAUUCUUACCAACCAUAAUAACCCGCGCUACACAGUAACCGCUGAUCAGAAAUUACUAAACUAUAACAUGAUGAACCGAUGGAGCAAUUACAUGUAGUAGUAUUAUCAAAAUAAAACCUCCCAUGCAUGUAGAUGUAGAAUGCAACCAGCAAUUCAUUUUUUUUUUUACAAAAGACUGCAUAAUUAUAAGAGUUUAUGAAUGAGAUUGAAAAGCAUAAUAAUUAUAUGUUACUAGCAUAAGAUACAUUGUAGGUCGACUUUUUUUCCCACUUCUUCAUACUGAAUGAAAAUGUCACAAAGUCAUUCUACGCACGCACUUAAUUAAAGCUUCAAUUGUGUCUCCCUUUAGUUUAAAUGAAAUAUUUGUGCUUGUACUGUAAUUUACCAAAGCUAUUUUUAGUUGUUGCAUAAUACUUUUUAUCAUAUUCCUGUGAGGAUUAGUUUAGUCCCUCUUAAAGAAACUUUUAAGGAAGGACACUUGAAAACAUUUGUGUAUAUAGAUGAUAUGAUAAUGAUGUUGCAUGUGCUAGUAUAACCCUGUAUGCUAUAGUUAACGGUAGGUUACCAUUGUAUGUACACGACAAGUCUUUGAAAGGUAUAAUGAAUAUUUAAAUGUACAUUUCUAACACUCAGCCUGAAUUAAAAUUCGCCUCGCCACCCUUCCUCCACUCUUGUUUACUAAACAAUAAUUGCAAAAUAAAGCAGAUCAAGAUGACAUUUUAA
Messenger RNA from Saccostrea cuccullata (small rock oyster), 2225 nucleotides. RefSeq names its product glutamate receptor U1-like. The transcript has 7 exons. The record is from RefSeq and is a predicted model, not a curated record. NCBI's taxonomy places the organism in Eukaryota, Metazoa, Mollusca, Bivalvia, Ostreida, Ostreidae. Gene Ontology annotation, cellular component: plasma membrane. Gene Ontology annotation, molecular function: ligand-gated monoatomic ion channel activity; signaling receptor activity. The coding region runs from base 65 to 1504 and encodes 479 amino acids.